UCUCAGCAUGCCAGAGCUGGGUUGUGAGGGAUGUGAGGCUAGUUGGACAUGUGGAGUGCAUGACCUAAAUUUAACUGAUUACUGGCCAGCUACCCUUAACUUUUCCACUCUAUAUGCAACUGAUGUGUUUUUUACAUUUGAAGAAAUGAAGAUGGCAUCACCAGGUCUCUCCAGUCAAGCAUUUCUAAAAAUGUUGGACCAACGAACCGUCCGCUUUGGCCGUACAGGAAAGAUCUCGGCUGACAGCUUCCUGAAAAGUUUUUUCGAGUGGGAAGCUGUAAGACAUGAGUUAGAUAAAAUGUUAAGGAAGGAUCCCUUCAAAUGUCAAGCUUGUACCCCAGAUAUGCUUGCACUUUCAGUGGAUGGAAACCGCAAGCAUUACCGUUUCAAGAAUGCAGCAGGAUCGGAGGAACAGGCUAUAUUUAAGGACCUUUUCAUAGCCAAGGAUGAAGAUGUAGUAAAAUUUGUGGACUAUAUACACAAAUCAACCAAACAUAUUUCUGGAAGAGGUGUUUGUGGUGGGCAAUGGUCAGCAGCCAGGGAGAUGUCUCASAGAUCCAGCAGCAAGCUGGACGAGGAGGGAUUGGAGCUAGCAGUGUGUAGACAUGGGGUCCUACUUUGUGCCCUGAACAUGUUUAGGGGUGAGAUAUUUGCAUACCCCUUGUACCUGCAGCAAAGGUUGGCCAACAGACAGAUCACAUUUUUUUGCAUGGAUGUAACAUGCAAGUACUGGCCAUAUCUUCAAAAAGUAUCUAAAAGCUGUCCUGAGCUCCAACACCUGCUUCAAAUGAAGCCAUUUCUCUCAGUGUUCCAUGCCAAAGCCCAUGACUUCAAAUGUGAGGUUAAAUGGAGUGGAGCAUAUCAAGAGGGUGCUGGUUUGACUCUAGGGGAAGAAGUUGAACAGUGCAAUGCAUUUCUUUCAAGGAUCGCUGUUACGACAAAACAUAUGUCAAAAGCUGGACGGACAGACAUGCUGACCCUUAUGGCCAUGCGCUGGAACCAGCAAAAACAUGACAACUUGGCCACCUCACUAACUCAUCGAUACCAGAAGGCCACAAAAGCUCUUCAAAAACAGCAUCACAAUCUGGUGUCCUUAAAAACUGAGCUKUCAGUGACUGACAUGCAACUUGAUGACUGGGUCAAUGAUAUUAAGAAGUGGGCAGAAGGUGAGCUUUUACAGAUUAAAAAUUAG
Messenger RNA from Austrofundulus limnaeus, 1192 nucleotides. RefSeq lists its product as uncharacterized. NCBI's taxonomy places the organism in Eukaryota, Metazoa, Chordata, Actinopteri, Cyprinodontiformes, Rivulidae. Bases 8 to 1192 code for a protein of 394 amino acids. The transcript has 7 exons. The record is from RefSeq and is a predicted model, not a curated record.